GACACAGCAUGUGGCUCCCUUGUCUUGCAGCUGAGAUAUCAACAUGGACUGACCACCCCAGACCUGCAGCAGACGCUACCCAACCUGAAGAACUUCCUGGAACAUGGGCUGAUGGUGCGAUGUGACCGACAUCAUGUCUCCAGCUCCAUCCCAGUGCCCACCAAGUCUCAGCUCGGUGUGUCUGCAGCUUCCGAGCUGGCCUAUCCCAGCCACACCAGCUCCCCAGACCGAGGCCUGAGGAACAGAGCGAGUUCAGAGGCUGAAGCAGAGCUUAAAUACAAGCCAGCGACCCCUCCACCCAGCUACAAUACAGCCAUCAGUGAGGGAAAGUCCCAGGUUGGCCUGGCACCGCCUUCGCCGUCACCAUCACCCACACACUUGUCAUCCUCCCUUGAUCCAAGCAAGGCCCCACUUGACCUGUCCACGAAUACGGAAACCAUUGUGGAGGAAGAGCAGGAGGAAGAGAAGCAGGAGGCUGGAGGCGCAGCGGUGGAGGAAGGACGUAAAACUGCUGAAGGAGAGAGCGAACGACAUAAAGAGAACAAGAGCGAUGAGAUGGAGGAGAACCCGUCCAGCAGCUCAAUGAUACCAAACUCUUCUGCGGUGCAAGACACUGAUGAAGAAGCGAUGCCCGCCGCCCAGCACCCAGGUGCCAUGAAUGGCUCCUUAGUAUUAGAACAGGCGCCCAUCAGCCUGAUCCCAGAGCUGCGCUGCUCGGUGGAACAAGCGGAGGAGAUCAUGGGCACAGAGGCCACUGGUUUAGGUCUGGGAUUAGCAGAUGAAGCCCGGCUGGAUGACUACCGUUGCAUCCCCGUAGACCACGCCGUAGCUGUGGAGUGUGACGAACAAGUGCUGGGAGAGCUGGACAUGGCCGGCUUCGAGGAGUUUUCCAGGCGAAUCUAUGCACUGAAUGAGAACAUGUCCAGUUUCCGUCGGCCACGCAAGAACUCUGAGAAGUAAGGCUCGAGGAGAGACGAAGGCAGGAAACUUGCACAGAUGCUUUUGGGCAUGCGAGGCUUGGAGGACGUGUGUGGCGCUCGCUCCUUAACCAUAGCAUAAAAACAUCGUAGGAGCUCUUCUGGAAAAACAACCAAUUUGCACUUAUUGUAAACAUUUCCAUAAUAAACUUUAAAUAAGAAGCAGUUGAAAGUGUAAGUACUGGGACAACGAGCAGGGCUCUGUUCAUGCAAACUUUAAUAUAUUUUACAAACAGAUUCAAAACAGUUUUAAGACCUUUUAGAUCCACAGAAGGAUUUAGCCUCAGUUGAAGUAACCCCCCCCCCUCUGUUGUUCCAGUAAACGGGACCAUUACUUGCCUCCUUUUAGAUCCACAGCCAGAGUGCAGCUCCCUCCUGAUCACUCUGCUAGUCUUUUGAAUUAGUGCGUUUUUUCUUUUCGAGAGUCGGAUGUCCCAGUAAUUCCACCUUCGACUGCACGAGCAAACGUUAAAA
Neolamprologus brichardi is the source of this 1451-nucleotide messenger RNA. The record is from RefSeq and is a predicted model, not a curated record. NCBI's taxonomy places the organism in Eukaryota, Metazoa, Chordata, Actinopteri, Cichliformes, Cichlidae.